GCGGAACUGGAGGGUUAGGGGCGAGGCCCGGGCGGAAGCGGUGCGGGUAGCAAUGGCGCCGGCGCCUCCUCGCUGCCCGGAUCCGCGCCCCUCCCGGUCUCCGGUGUUCUCUCUGUCCCUCCUGCCUGGCCUCAGGCAGGGCUACACUGUGUGCCCGGCACCCUGUGUCUCCAGGGCCACCCGGCCAGCCUGGAGCGCAGUCUCCACCCUUGUACGAACAGUAGAGAUGAAGGCACUGACCUUUGAGGAUGUGGCUGUGGACUUCACCAUGGAGGAGUGGGCUUUGCUGGAUCCAUCCCAGAAGAAGCUCCACAGAGAUGUGAUGUGGGAAAACUUUAGGAAUGUGGCCUCUACAGGCAGAAACUGGGACAACCAGCAAUUUGAAGAUGAGUACAAAAGUUACCAGAGAACGCUAAGGUGAUUUGUACUCAAAAGAAUAUUCCUCAAAGGUCAAAAAUAUUAAAACCAAGCAAACUACACGAACAAGGCCAUGUUCAAAAAAAAAAAACACAGAGAGCCAGGCAUGGUAGCACGUACCUGUAAUCCCAGAACUUGAGCAACUGAGGCAGGAGUUCAUGGGCAGCCUGUGCUAUGUAGUGAAGUAGGGCCAGCCUGAACUCUGUAGGGACACCUUGUCUGAAAAAUCAAAAACAAACAAAAUGAGGCCAUGUUCAAAUUUAUUUAAUCACAAAAUUUCUUCAAAGAUGCAUACAUGUUUAUUGUCAAGAAUCUGACAAUUGAAUAUUUGAAAUAUCUCAAUAUCUGAAAUGUAAGGAGUAUCAACCUUAUGCCACAAGUGACAUUACCUAAUGUAGAAUAAUAAAUUAUUUUCCAUGUUCAGAAUUAUAAAAGUUUGUAUGAAAUUGUAUUUAAGCAUUGAUUAUAGGUAUAUAUUAAACAUUUUAUGUUUAGAAGAGAGUCAAGGGCAGGAUAUCCAAUUACAUACAAGGGUAUUUUAAAAGACUGCUUACUCAUCAAACAUUAUGUAAGUAAUGUUACAUGUAUUUAAAUGUAGUAUACAUAUUAAGUAUUUGCAACAUUAGUAACCUUGAGGAACUAUUCAAAAAUCAAAAUGAAUUCUCCUGUUUUGAUAAUAGUUGUUUUCAAGCAAUCCUCAAAAGCAGUUGGUCUAUUUAUGUUCUAAAAUACAGUAUUAAGAGGCACAUUCCCAUAAUGUUGGUAGGAAUGUCAUUUUAGUAUAACAUCUAUGGAAAUAUAUAGAGAGGUUCCUCAAAAAAAUAAAAAUAGAAAUUUCAUUUUAUCCAGCAAUACAUCUACUGGGUGUAUUCUCCUGAAGUUAAAGUAAUCAUAUUACAUGCAUACAUGCAUAUCCAUGUUUCUGGUAGUAAAACUUACAAAAUUGAAGCUCUGGAAACAGCCUAGAUGCCCAUUCACAGAUGAAUAGAAAGGAAAAUGGGAUAGCCAGGGCAGGAUGGAACAUACUGGGAAGCUGAGUCACAUUCAUGCUCAGCAUGGGCAACUUAAUGAUUGAGGAGACUCAGUCUCGUAAUAAAAAGAACUGUGAGAAUGUAGCUCAGUGCUAAAACUCUGGGUUAAGUCUCCAGCACUGAAAAUCAUGUGGUGUGUAUAAAUAAAUAAUAGAAUGAUAUGCAGCCAUAAAGGAGAAUGAAGUGUCAUUUGCCAAGAAAUGAAUGGAUCUGGAACCCACACUGUGUUAAAUAAGGUACACACAGAAAGUUCAAUAUCAUGUGUUGUAUUUUGUAUGAGAAAUGCAAGGUAUGAAUUAAGUAAAAUAAAGGAGAGGUGGUAGAAAAAAGAGGCAGACAUCUUGGAAAGGCUGAAGAAGCUCAGUGAAAGGGAGGGAUAGAGUCAUGGAGGAAAAGAGUAUGAAAAAUAAAAUAUGGAAUACAUAUGCACCAUUUGUUCAAAAUGAAAGUAACCAGUAUGUACUGCAAACAUACCACCUUCAGACUCCCAAGUGAAUACUGUUUUGGUAAAAGCUGUUUCCAAGCCAUCAUUCAGAGUGUAUAGUAAAUUCAUGAUCAGAUAUGCUUAGGGGCCAUCAAAUCACAUUUCCUCCUAGUAAACUAGUAAUAUAAAGAUACUUUUAAAUGUGAAUGGUUAUUUUGUUGUUUUUUUU
This is a messenger RNA of Heterocephalus glaber (naked mole-rat), 2101 nucleotides long. The record is from RefSeq and is a predicted model, not a curated record. NCBI's taxonomy places the organism in Eukaryota, Metazoa, Chordata, Mammalia, Rodentia, Bathyergidae.